AUGCUCUCUUCAUCAUUCGAGCGCAAUCUUCAUCAACCACUCCUCUUCAUUGACAAGGACACAAGAGUUGUUAUCCAAGGUAUCGGUAACCAAGGCCAAUAUCACUCCCGCCUCAUGCGUGAAUACGGCACAAAGGUUGUUGGUGCUGUUCAUCCAAAGAAGGCCGGAAAGAUCAUUGCUGGACUUCCAAUCUUCAAGAACAUGAAGGAAGUUGUUAAGAGAACAGAUGCUAAUGCAUCUCUUAUCUUCGUUCCAGCUCCAGGUGCUGCUGCUGCAUGCAUUGAAGCUGCUGAAGCCGGCAUGGGUCUUGUUGUCUGCAUCACAGAACACAUCCCACAGCACGAUAUGAUCAAGGUCAAGAAGGUCAUGAAGGAAACAGGCUGCCAGCUCAUCGGUCCAAACUGCCCAGGUCUUAUCCAGCCAGGCACACACACAAAGCUUGGUAUCAUCCCAACAAACAUCUUCAGAAACGGUAAGAUCGGUAUUGUUUCCCGCUCUGGUACACUUACAUACGAAGCUGCUUAUGCUACAACACAAGCUGGCCUUGGUCAGUCCACAGUUGUCGGCAUUGGUGGUGAUCCAUUCGCAGGACAGCUCCACACAGAUGUCAUCAAGCGCUUUGCUGCAGAUCCACAGACCGAGGGUAUCAUCCUCAUCGGUGAAAUCGGUGGCACAUCCGAAGAAGAUGCCGCUGAGUGGAUCGCUAAGACAAAGCUUACCCAGGAGAAGCCAGUCGUCGCCUUCAUCGCCGGCGCUACAGCUCCACCAGGCAAGCGUAUGGGUCACGCUGGUGCCAUCGUUUCUGGCGGCAAGGGCACAGCUGAGGGCAAGUACAAGGCUCUUGAAGCAGCUGGUGUUCGCAUUGCUCGCCACCCAGGUAACAUGGGCAAGUUCAUCUUCGAGGAGAUGAAGAGAUUAGGAAAGAUCUAA
Trichomonas vaginalis G3 is the source of this 930-nucleotide messenger RNA. RefSeq names its product succinyl CoA synthetase-2 alpha subunit. The transcript has a single exon. NCBI's taxonomy places the organism in Eukaryota, Parabasalia, Trichomonadida, Trichomonadidae. The record is from RefSeq and is a predicted model, not a curated record. Bases 1 to 930 code for a protein of 309 amino acids. Gene Ontology annotation, molecular function: succinate-CoA ligase (ADP-forming) activity; succinate-CoA ligase (GDP-forming) activity. Gene Ontology annotation, cellular component: succinate-CoA ligase complex (ADP-forming); mitochondrion. Gene Ontology annotation, biological process: tricarboxylic acid cycle.